Molecule: messenger RNA, 1384 nt
Organism: Notechis scutatus (mainland tiger snake)
Lineage: Eukaryota; Metazoa; Chordata; Lepidosauria; Squamata; Elapidae
Source: RefSeq, a predicted model, not a curated record
CUGUUUCUUAAAUGUUUCUGUUCUGGGGGGCCACUCAAUCUUGGCCCUCACAUCCUGUCCCUAAAAUUUCUGGAAGGCUAUGGUACUUGAUAGUCUUACCACAAAAAAACCAUCAUCCCGUAUCAUUCUGAAAGGAGCACAACAGUGGAAACAAGACUGGUCUCUCUUCCUACUGUGAACAGGCUCCUCCCCCCGCACCAUCCGCGUGAGCUACACUUCGGCGACCGAGGUUUCUCCGGGACUGCCGCUCUUCUCCGCCAUGGGUUUCGUUGACAAUCAGCUCAUCAGUCGCUACGAAAGCCACACCAAGAAGAUGCAUCCUCGGGUAGACUGGAUAAAUACUCUGGAGAAGGAAGAUCCCAAAUUCUACAACAGGUACACCUGGAUUUUGCAAAAAGACCAGGACGACUUUCAGGAGAAUGUGGAGAUGCUCCAGAAACGCUAUAACCAAAGUGGAGGGUUUCACAUCGUCCAGAUGAUGAUCUUCUGUCAAGUAGGGGAAGACGGGAAAAGGAGCGGACACUGGCAGUACGGCUACGACGGGCGGGAUUUCCUCAGCUAUGACAUGGGGACCUCCAUGUGGACCGCAAUCGACACGGAAGCCCAGGAAAUCAAGCGGAAAUGGGAGUCGGAAACCGCCAUCAAGCAGCGUUUCACGGGCUACCUGGAGAGCACCUGCAUGGAAUGGCUGCAGAAGAACGACCACUACGGAGCGAAGUCAUUCUUGAGGAAAGAGCCUCCAGUGGUGAUGUUGAGCAGCAGGACGGAAACCGAUGGGAUGGAAUCUCAUGCCUGCCAAGUUUAUGGCUUCUACCCCAAGGAGAUUGAUGCCUUCUGGAGGAGGGACGGGGAGGUCUGGCUGCAAGACACCCUCAGUGGGUUUGUGGCCCCCACCGCGGAUGGGACCUACUACUAUUGGCUCGGAAUCCAGAUCGACCCCAAAGAGAGGGAUCGCUAUCGGUGCUACGUGGCGCAUGAUGGCUUGCAGGAGCCCCUGGAACUGGCCCUGAAGGUUCCAGGAUCCAGGUCCAACCUGUGGCCUAUCGUCAUCGGUGGUGUGGCUGGCUUCAUCGUAGUGGGUGCAGUUGCUGGGAUCUUGGUAUUCGUAUUUCUCAAAUACAAGAAAGGAAAUGAUGAGCCAAAGAAUGAACCUUCUCGUGGACAUAUAAUUGCGACCAGUUGCUGAGUAACCGUUUGAAGUCACAAUGGACCCACUUAGGGGUACUUACAACCUGCUUCCAAAAUGCUGAGGGCUGCCCACCUCUCCGUAGCAUUUAUGGCUGUUUGCAGCUUCCUGCAGUCACAAGACCGUGUUUUACGACGUUUUUGUUGAAAACCAGCAUUUACUUGCAGCUUUUAGUUGUAAAAUUGGGUUGGUCAACAU